Molecule: messenger RNA, 1215 nt
Organism: Saxophila tyrrhenica
Lineage: Eukaryota; Fungi; Ascomycota; Dothideomycetes; Mycosphaerellales; Extremaceae
Exons: 2
Coding region: 1-1215 (404 amino acids)
Source: RefSeq, a predicted model, not a curated record
AUGUCUUUCUACGACAACGACGCCCCAUGGUCGGCCUCCGCACGCCAGUCAUCAUGGGAGCAGCCGCCGCCGCCUUCGAGAUCUGGGACUGGCUCGUCCAUGUCGCAGCAAGCCGAGCCCAAUGCCUUCGCAGCGCAGUUCGAGGAGAUUGACAGGGCGACGGACAAUUUGAUGCGGAGUGGGAAGUUCUUCCCGGGCGCUAUGCAGCCGAUGGGUGGCAUGCCUCCGCGACGGGAUAGUAUACCGGCGAUGCAGAGGGGGUUUGAGUAUGGCAGCAACGACCCGAGGAUGGGUGGAAGUGGUGGACCGUCGAGACAGGCUUCUGGGAGUGACUACGAUGGUGGUAGGCCAGGUUCGGCGGGUCUGCAAGGAUACUAUCAGGGUCAGAGGUUUCCCGGUGGGCGACAGAGCGAAGCGGAGCAGAUGUUGCAGGCGAAGCGACGGAUGGCCGCCCAGCGUGAGCGCGAGCUGCGGAAUUAUCAUCAGGAGCAGCAGUACAACCGGACUGUCUCCGGCGGCAAGUCCGACCGCUCGAUGAGCCCCAACACCAUGAGCGAAGACGACCGACGUGAACUGAUAGCACGACAACACCGCGCCCUCUACGGCGACAAUGCUUCUUUGUACGGCUCCGACGGCUCCAACUCACGGCCACAGAGUCAGGAUGUUCGUGCAUCCGAGCCAGGUCGAGGAGGCUCACCUCUCGCCUUCAGCCCGUACGGCGCACCUCCAAACAACGAAGGCGCAGUGCAAAUGCCACCACGUGAUCGAGGCAACAGCACCGCAUCGCCGGUCUCCAGCCAACCAACCCAGCAACCCUUCAAUUUCCUGAGCGACGCGCAGCAAAACUCUCGCACCUCCAACUCCUCGCCCACCGAGUCGCCACCACCCGGCCAACAAAGCCAAAAGGGAGCACCACCACCAGGCGUCGCACCCAUCGGCACCCGACCCUCGCAAGCACCAACCUCAGCCGGGGGCCUGAACAAGCGCUCCACCACACCCCUCACGCCAUCCUCACUCAGCUACGGCUUCAGCGCCGACGCACAGAAUGCGCCCUCCGCCGCGCCCGGGCUGAAAGACGAGCGCGCGAGCUCCGCGGCUUCCAACGGCCCGCAGGCAGACAAAAGCAUGCCCGGCCUCGGCGGCUGGGGCGGCGACAGAGGAGCCUGGGGCGGUGGGAAGGGGCUAGCGGUGCAGCCGGGCAGUGUGUGGGGUUAG